Hydractinia symbiolongicarpus is the source of this 357-nucleotide messenger RNA. Its product is annotated as mediator of RNA polymerase II transcription subunit 31-like. Gene Ontology annotation, cellular component: core mediator complex; mediator complex. The transcript has a single exon. The coding region runs from base 1 to 357 and encodes 118 amino acids. Gene Ontology annotation, molecular function: transcription coregulator activity. The record is from RefSeq and is a predicted model, not a curated record. Lineage: Eukaryota; Metazoa; Cnidaria; Hydrozoa; Anthoathecata; Hydractiniidae. Gene Ontology annotation, biological process: regulation of transcription by RNA polymerase II.
AUGGCUAGUAAAGAAGAUGAACGGAAAAGAUUUGAAGUUGAACUGGAAUUUGUGCAGUGUCUGUCGAAUCCACAUUAUCUAAACUUUCUAGCACAGCGUGGCUAUUUUGAAGAUCAGGCAUUUGUUAACUACUUGGAAUACUUGUUGUAUUGGAAAGAACCAAGUUAUGCAAAAUUUUUAAAAUACCCACAAUGUUUAAUGUUUUUGGAACUGUUACAAUAUGAAAAAUUCCGCAAGGAACUUGUAAAUCCUGGUUGUGCAAAAUUUGUGGAUGAACAGCAGUUAUUGCACUGGCAAUAUUAUUCAUACAAGAGACGACAAGUGAAGGUGCCACAUCCUGACGACCAUGCCAGAUGA